AUGGUUCAACCCAUCAACACUUGCAUCCUCGGUGUUGGCCUCUCUGGCCUCACCUUCCAUGUGCCCUUUAUUCUUGCGCUACCCGAAAUAUUUAACCUCCACUCCGUUCUCGAACGCAAUCCCAAGGCGGAAGGAGGAAAGGUAAAGGAACGCUUCGGCGUUGCUCCGAAAAUCCACAAGACCCUCGAUGCUGUCCUUAGCGACCAGGAAAUCGAGCUCGUUAUCAUCGGUACUCCCAAUGACACUCACUACAAGUUCGCGAAGGCAGUUUUGAACGCGGGCAAGCACGUUCUGGUGGAUAAACCUGUCACUGCUACUUCACAGCAGGCGAAGGAACUCAAUGAUCUGGCCAAAUUCAAAGGUCUCGUUCUGUACGCCUUCCAAAACCGACGUUGGGAUUCGGAUUUCCUCGCUCUAAAGUGUCUGCUUUCCGAACCUGAGACAUCUCCAAAUUCACUCGGCACCAUUACCGAACUUGAAUCCCACUAUGACCGAUUCCGCAAAGGUCUAAAGGGAACCUGGAAGGACGAACCUCUGCCCGCGGCAGGAAUCACUUAUGACCUUGGAUCGCAUCUUAUCGACCAGACAUUGUGCUUGUUCGGUCGACCAACUCGUUUGACAGCUUUCAUCCAGAAUUUGCGAGGAGUUGGAAAUCCAAAUGUAGACGAUUGCUUUACUAUCUACCUCCACUACGACGCUGGAUCUCGAAGUGCAUAUCCCUUGACUGUUAUCCUGCGUUCUCAUAUUCUAUCCGUAAGGGCACCACAGCUCCGUUACGUUGUCCGAGGAACCAAAGGGACGUACACCAAGUAUGGGCUGGAUGUUCAAGAAGACCAGCUCAAGGUGAUAUCGACACCGAAAGGCAUACUUGAGAAUCAAUUUGGGAGAGAACCAGAAAGCAUCUGGGGCUCUAUCGAGAGGGUGGAAGCGGACGACAUUACUGUAUCGAAAUUCAGCUGGCCAUCGAAGGACCCUGGGGCCUACAUCGAGCUGUUCCGAAAUCUAGGUGCCGCGAUCCGCGAAGGGGCUGAGCUGGUCGUGAAGUGGGAGGAGGCGACAGCAGUAAUUAAGAUGGUCGAGCUUGCGCACAAGAGUUCGCAAGAGGGAAUGACGAUUGCUGUGCAGUGA
Cyclocybe aegerita is the source of this 1128-nucleotide messenger RNA. Lineage: Eukaryota; Fungi; Basidiomycota; Agaricomycetes; Agaricales; Hemipholiotaceae. The record is from the annotation of a GenBank genome assembly.